This is a messenger RNA of Symbiodinium sp. CCMP2456, 9702 nucleotides long. NCBI's taxonomy places the organism in Eukaryota, Dinophyceae, Suessiales, Symbiodiniaceae. The record is from the annotation of a GenBank genome assembly.
AUGGCCGAGAACCAGACGUGCGAUAGUUCGAGCUGCAGCGAGGUCUCGAUUCCAGCAGGGUUGCCGGUUCUGAUGCUGCAGCUCCAAUCUCCAGAUGUGGAUUAUGACUGGGGGAUUCAGCCGCAGUUACUCAUUGCUAGAGGCCAGCUCACCACGCGAUCGGCAAGAGCCGGGGCUUGUGUUGAGGAGACAUCAUUUGUGCAUUCGGGCACGUACCUUCGACUGCUGCCGGCGAUAUGGGCAGAUGGAGGUGUGGAUGCCGCUGCGCAAAGUGGUAACCUACAUCCUUUAUCCAUGCAUAUGCCUUUGAUUUUCAAGGAAGGCGGUGACUACUCUCUUUGCUUUACUGAGGAUGCGAUGUUUGGGUUGGGUGGUCGUGUCGACUUGGUUCCCAUCACGAUACGAGUGCGGGGUGCAUACGACUUCGCUUGUGGCGGAUCAGCAUGUCUAUCUGAGCGUUUUCAGUAUUGUCACAUCCUUCAAGGUUCCUACAGUCCCGCGGGUGCUUGUCAGGUAACAUUCGACCGAGCAGAGUCUUCGGAGCAGGGAGUACUGGGAACUGUUGACCAGAUGCGAAUAUCGUGGUCUGAUCCAUGGGAGAUCACCCAUGGCUCCGACGGUACUGUCUCGGCUGUCGAAAACUUCAGCUGUCAGAGCCGGUCUCAAGAGACAGAAGCCUUUCUGUGCUUGAAUGCAGAUCGCUGCGACCUGGGAGACGACUCUGUCCCACUCAACAGCCAGGCGCUUGCAUCCCUUCCUCGCGCACGUGGCGAUUUGGCAAAUGAGUCCUUCAAAGCCUACACAAUUGCCGUGUGCUUGUGUCCUAUUGUUGGAAACUGUUUGGAGCCAGAGUUCUUCGUUCAAGAAGUGGGCGUCGUGCACUUUUUCGCUGCAUUUCUUUGUUUACACUCCGGAGAUGCGGAACAUGUGGGGGCUGCAUGUGCCGGGUCAUUCUCGUCAGCAGCUGCGUUCUAUCCGAUUCAAAUACAUGUGCUUUGCCCUGCCGAUGUGUGCAAGUCGGUUCCGGACCCGACUGGAUCCCGCGUGAAACUCACAUCUCCAUCGCCAGAUAAUUUCCGCGCCAGCUGGGAUACCAGCACGGGCUGCCGGACAGCUUUGCAAUCGCCCUUGCAGACGCAGCCACCCAAUUGCUUGGAUCCAUCACACUGCACGGUCUCCGGGGGCAUUCGCCAGGAUCUAAAACGCUUCGGAGAAGGACCAGAGGGUCCUUUCCAGUUUCUGGGGAAUCGACCUUUGCAUGGCCAAAGAGCUUUCCACUCUGCGUUCUAUUUGGAUAUCUGCUUCUGCUUAUACGACUGCAGGAGUAGGCUCACUGUCCCGAGCUAUUUCAAAGUUGGCGAGAUGUCCAUUGUUCCGUUGCGCUUGCUUGGUGCGAGCCUCCUGCUGCAAGUUCCGCGCAGAGCGGGCGCAGUGCGCCUGCAGAGGUCGGUGGAGGCUCCAGUCUCUUUUCAGCCUCCGCCGGAGUCCAUUCCAUCAGCAGGUACACGGCAGGCCUACUUGAAGCUUCUUGGGGACGAUGGGCAUCAGGUGCUUGACCAGGAAUGUGGUAGCAUACCGUAUGCUUCGUUUUUGAACCAGUCCUCUCCUGAAUUCUUCCUGCUCGCAAUUUCCAACAGCUCGUCGGAGCUAGACGAGGCCGCGAUUCAGGAAAGAUUCCGAGGCGAGCAAGACUUGGCGAACUCUUCCCACCUGGCAUUCAGUGGUGGCGACAAUGAAGGCAUGAUGUUUCUACGGCCAGGGCGCGUGGCAGUUUGCUACUGUGGAGUCGAGGAAGGAGGCUGCGCACACGGAUUCUGGAGGUUGUUGACGCACUUGACAGUGCGAGGUCCUAAAGUUCUUCAGGACCUCACCUCAUAUCAGCACUGGACCGUAAGCUCAGAUGUGGUAUUCAGUCUGCAGCUUCUGGGAUGGGGCCUUGUAGAAACGGAUCGGAUCUUGAUCCUGCAGCCAGGGGCGUCUUGCACGGAAGAUGUGCUCAGAGUGGAAGACUCCGUUUUGCGAAGUUGCCCCAGGAACUGCAGCGAAGCUGGGGGUCUUGAGAGCAAUUCGAGUGACGGUAUACUUCUCCAUGUUCUGAGCGACAGCAGCGUUCCUUGUGGUGGAGCAGCGGAAGAUCUUGGUCUUUGUCCGGACGUUUUUGUUGAAGCGGUCGAGGUUCGCGAAACUGGGACUUUCGUGACCUUCAGCUCUGCACCCGGGCUGUUGACCGGGGAUGUGUUGAGCCUGGGUGAGCAGGCUGCCUGCUCCGCGGCAAGCCUUGCAAACGGGGCUUGCUCUGUCGAAGAUGAAGAAGAACUCCGAGGCGUCCUGGCUGCUGCGGGAUCGUCAAGUGGAGCAGGUGAUCAUGACUUCAGUGGUUUCUCCGGCGAUUCACAUUAUCUUGUGGGAAGGACAGCCACAUCCACUCCCGAUGAGCAGACUUUCGUGCUGGAUGCUCUAUGGCCUUCUUCACGCCUCCCCGUAUUCGAGAUCUCCGGUGCCGGACAGUGGACUCGGCAUAGUCAGGCGGAAACAGCCAGGGAGCUUCGGGCGACACGUGCCAGUGAACUGCCUGUCUGCUGGAGGCCUUGGAACGGGCCAUCUGUGAUGGCUGGCAGUCUCACCGUGGAGGAGCCAGCCGAAGCAGAUUGUCAGAUUUUCCUGACGGCCACCGGGAGACAUCAAGCUGCCCCGGUCUUGAUCACGUACCGCACAACGGACCUUGGCAAGGAGGACGGCGAGGUAAGCCAAAUGCGCCUGGAGUUUCCGACCGCGUCACUGCUGGGUCUUCGACGAGCAACAGACGAUACCGACGUCAUGGAAGAGCUUGCUGGCGAGAAUUCUGCCGACGGGUCGAAGCAGACAUGGUGCGGCUUUCUCUUCAAGGAGAUCGCAUCAGACGAGGUGGAUGGCUUUCCACUGCCUCACGGGUGUUACUUGCAGCGUGCGACUGCAGACUCAUGGGCUGUUGGCCUGGUGUUUCGCAGUGGUGUCAUGUUGAAGCCGCAGCAGCGGUACCACAUGGUCUUGAACGGUGUGAUCGGGCAAUUGGCACAGAAAGGGGACGAAGUACUUCGAAUACUUGUUUUGGACAAUCUGGAGCACAAGCCUUUCCAUGUGGCCGAGCGUGGCCGCUGCCGUCUUCAGAGCAGCCCUCAGGAGCCAGCAGCAGCGGCUGGUGAACCAGACUUGCAAAACUGUCCCAUCCUUGGGGGUGCAAACGGAAUUCUGGAUUUGGGAUCUGGGCUCGCUACUUUGCGCUUGCAGCCGCAAGCGAGCAGUGCGCUUCGAGCAAUCUCAGCUUCCAGUCAUCUGAGACUCUUCCUGUGGCCCCUCAUGGGAUGGCACCUCCGAACGGGCGAGUGCGAUGCCAAGUGCAUUGAUCACAAUGGCUUCUGUGGCCAAGCGGAGAUGUAUUGCAGCAGUUUUGCGGUAAGCACGACUUGGACUCGACCCAAUGCCGUAAAGAUGACGCUGCCGAGUGAUUUGGCCGAUAUUUACGGGGCCAUCCAGAACAUCUUCGAGAUCUCCAACCUGGCACCACCUGCAGGAGGGCUGUUCGCGGGACGCUGCGGAAUACAGAUCAGCUUACCCAGUGAUGUGGCUCCGACCUACAGUGCUUCUUCUGGUGAUUUCAUUUACAGGAGCCCCACUGCCGUGGCUGGUUUGCUCAGCACCGCAGGAAACGAACGGCCUUUCCAAGCGCAAGAAAGCAAUACCCUCUACGUGAAGAUACGCUUGGGAGCAACUUUGCUGAGCGAGUUCGCGGACUUCGCCGCGACACUGGAAAUUCAGACCCCUGCGGGCUACAGAUGCUCUGCCGCGGAGGUUCCGGAAGCGAUCGCGGCCCUCGUCGAUCAAGGAAGCCUACUAGGCAGUCUCCAGGAAGAUGGUUGGAGCAGCGGAUCACGAAGCUGCUUCUUCAACCUUCGUGCCGGAUUCGCCAUUUUUGCGGGCACCUCCUUCAUGGUUCGGCUUAGAGUUCGGAACCCCACAAGCCCCCUUCCGAGCGAUGAUCCGAUGAACGUUUGGCAUCUCGGUCUCGAAUCCAUGGGCUCCUCGCCUUUUACCCGACGCAGCAAAAACGUCUCCGAUGCAUUCCAAGUAUCUGAGCAGCUGUUUGGGGCAAACUACACAGCCUCUAUUGCCGUUCUGGGCCGUCUUUCGGCUGUCUCGCUGCAACCGCAGAGCUAUCAGCCCACGCUGCCCUCUUCGCUGCAAGGUGAUGCUUCCCUCGCUGGCACCAUACUCCAAGUUUUCUUCCGAACGGCACAGAUGCUCCCCGCAGGUGGCACGGUUGUGCUCCAGGCUCCUCCUGAUUUCGACUUCGGUAUCGCCUGUGAUGUCUCGGACCUCCCUUUGGGCGGCCACUACUAUUCGAAAGGCAGGGCAGGAGAGGUGACGCGGCGCCUUCCGUUUCUGAGCUGUGCCGGGCAGCAGAAUCAGCAGAGCGAGGCCUUCCGCGGCUUUGAUGCAGCUCGGGUGAGUUUGGAAGAGCGCCUCUUCGGUGGUGAAGCGUACGGAUGGCAGAUCCGGGUGGUUCCGCCGAUUCUCGGCUUCGCGGCAAACGGUGACUGGUCACUCUUUACACAAGCGGCUGCAGGGCGGAUGGAUGGCAGUGUCGCAAUGUCCUCUGCAAAUGGUGGCUCCUACCAGCUCUACUACCGAGAAGUAGCUUCAAUUCAAGUUCACAUCUCUGACCUGAAGCCUCGCGAGUUGACCGGAAAGGAAGCAGUACUGCACCUGCUCUUCCGCCUCGGCGGAAUUUAUCUUAGCAGCGUCUUGCGAUUGACCGUGCCCGUUGGUUUCAUCUUCAACUUCCCUGACACGAGCUUCAUCUCAUCCGCCGGAAAUGCUUCUGUCACGUCGCUCGAGGAGGCGCUUCAGGUACCAGGCGCCACUGUGGACUGGCCGGCAGGACUUCCUCAGCAACACCUUAAUGUUCUGACUUGGUCAAGUGCCUUCUACAAUCCGCUGGAAACGUACGGUUUCCUGGCACCUGUGGCCGUUCCGUCAAGAAGCUCGACUCAGUCCAGCCAUUCCUUCGUUUUGGAAGUUGGUUACGAUGAAGAGGCAAUGGCUGCAAGCUGGGAACUCCUCCGCACAACUGGAUGUGCCUUCCAUUGUCAAGCAGAAUCUUCGGAGUUGCCAUUUGAGUACUCUCAGUCGCUUGCUGACGCAAGUGCAUUGCAGCACCUUCGCGAAAUCUGCCGUGAAGCUUGUCUGCUCCGACAUGGCUGUGCUGAGAUCGAGAUAACAUUUACAAGCUCCGAUGCUUCGUGUUCCCUCUGCUCCUACUUGUCGUGUCAACAUGUGGAGCGGUUCGAUGCCGAGCUCCAUAUGCUUGUGUCCUUGACUCGGCCUGCCGCCUCCGUGCGGCCGGCUCCGCUUGUGCGUGCGCUUUUGGAUGGCGAGGUGUCCUUUCGCACGCAGCGUGUGGCAGCAGUGAGCGUGGUGCGAUUUCGAAUCCGACUGGUCACAACUGUGCCAGCUCCACGAGGGGCAUUGCUCAUUCAAGGCCCAGAGGGGUUCUUCUUCUCGGAGCAGUGCCAGCCGGUCGAUGUCCCUCCUGAGACCGUUGACCGGUUUGCUCUUCGAAGCAUGGGCGAUGGAGGAAUUGGCUGUACGUUCUUCCGCCUCGCCGGUGUCCCUCGCAUUCAGCUGCAGCCUGGCAGCUCCAGCCUUCUGUCCGGCCUCUACGUCUUCGAGCUUCCGGUGCAGAACCCGGUGUCGCUGAGCGCCGAAACAGAGUUGAACGAGCAGUGCGGAUCUCUGCAGUGCUGGUCCUUCACGACUGUGGAGGAUGCUUCUGCCAGCAUCCUCCACGAGCUAGACCAACGUCUCGUCGUCGCUUCUCCUCCUCUUUUGGAGAAGAUGGCGCUUGCCGGAUUGCAGGAGGUAUCGGUCGUGCAGAGAGUCGCAAGUGAUCGAAAUGAUCAGCCUGAAGCUGUGAACAACCUGAUCUUCUUCUUCGCACUCUCAGUACAACUUGUCCAGAGCACAGCAAACCUCCAAUUGACAGCUCCAGACGGCUUCGUCUUCUCUGAUGACUGUUCAGAAGGUUUCGUUGUGUCCGAAGAUGUUUUCGGAAGUGGGCAAGCAUUUCCCAAUGGCUUUCAUGCACUGCCUGCCGGGUCGACCGUGCAGUGCAUCGGCAGGGGAGAGGUUGCAGAAGCGACCCUCGCGCCAGCCCUGCUCGCCGCCAACACCAAGUACGCCUUCCGAAUUCGAGUGACGAAUCCACCGGUGCCGCCAACCCUGAACCCUACCUGGAGUUUGACCCUGGCAAAUGAAGCAAGUGAGCUUUUCGACUCCUUCCCACUCUGGCAGAUCCAGGGACGCUUUGUUCCAACAGCAGUGCCGGCUUCCAACGUCGAUGCUCAGGCCUACCAGUCAUGUUUGUUUGAACCAACGAGUUCUCUGCAAAUGCCGCCAGUGCGGGUGCGAUUCCAGCCACGAAGCGCUUUCCAAGAGUUGCAGGUAGAGGCUCCCCAAGGCUGGUCGUUGCUUCCCGAGCUGUACUGCUCUUUCGGACUCGAUGGAUGGGCCCUUCGCUUCGAUGGUUCGAAGGGUGGCAACACGACCUGCGCGGCGACCGGUAGGCAGCUGGUGGUACGCGUUGCCAGCACAGAAGACUCCUGGGCCGGAGUCUCCUUCUACGAGCUCUGGGUCGCAGCAGCGCCUCCGCCCGUCGCCACCGACGCGGCGGUAUGGCGCCUUCAAACCUUCCGGUUGGAUGUGCCAGCAGAUGCAGAAGUUAUCAGCAAACUCAUCUACGACGUGGGGCAAAUUUCCGGAGUUCGUGUUUAUCAACGCAUGGCGAGCUGGGCGGUCAUCAACAGAGGCAACGAGUACCUUGGCGGUGCAGUACUGGACUUGACACUCGUCAUUGGUUUUGCCAGUCCCAUCGUCGCAGAUGAUGAGCUGGUACUCACUGCUCCAAGUGGCUUCAACCUGGCGGCAACUCCGACUUCUGGCGAGUGUCUGCAAGCUCAAGUUGUCGAUGGCGACAUGACAGAUCCAAGUACCUGCGUUCUAGAUGCACGAAGUCCGUUGACGCUGGCGAACCAGAGUGCUUUCUGUUCGGGGCGCAGUUUGCACUUGCAGAUCAACUCCUCAUGGGUGGAAUCUCUCGGAGACUCUAUGCAGGUGAUGCUUCAGGCGGUCAGCGCAUCCCUAGCUCCAGCUGAGGAGGACAACUUCUGGUCGGCAUCUCUGUGGCGGAACGGCUCGAUAGUAGAAGGCAGCGAUCUAAUGUCUUGGCGCGUCGUUCCGCAAGUGCAGCAGCCUUUUCUGGAGCCCCUGGUGGGCGCCAGGCAAGCCGCAGGGGCAUAUCCUGUCGAGCUUCAGUUCUCCUUUGUGAUCCGAGCUGCUGCAGCUCGAUGGUGCCUCAAGGCUUUGCAACCGGCAGCUUUCAACUUCUCUGCUACAAGGCUGCUUUCCGCAAGAGAGGAAAGCAUACUCCCAGCUGACACAGGUGUGCAGCUGGCAUUGCAUGGAGUGAAUCUUCUCACCUCCGUUGCUGGAGAAGUGGGCAGUUUUGCUUCUAUGCGGCCAGACAGGAGAUAUGUCUUCUUGUUGGCGAAUGUUGGAUUGCCUUCGGUCGCUGGUACUGUCUACUUCGAGGCCCACACUUAUGAUUCAUCUGGUGCCUUGAGCAACAGUGGCAAGGCAGUGGAAGCUUUCACCGUGCUGGGGAAGGUGGAGGUGGCAGAUCUUCAGGUCUUUCCCUGGCUGCAAGACACGGUCCACGAGGCAGCAAGAGUGCUUCUGGACCGCUUACCUCCACGACCGGGAGAUCAGGCUUUGGUUCACCUCAGCCUGUGGCUCCGUGCCAUCCCCGGAGAACAUCUUCGAGUUUCGGCUGGAGAUCUGUUCUUGCAGGAGAUGGUCUUGAAAGAUGCUCAGUCCAACAACCAGCUAAGGCCGUCGACGGUAGUGCCUGCUGCCGUUGGCAGCACACUCAUCGCGGAGUUUUUGGGGAAUGUGAAUGAAGCGAAGCACGAGCUGGAGGUUCAACUCGCUCUUCCGGCGGACCUCUCAGGCGGAGCCGGUGCCGCCCCGAUCUGGCGAAUCGAAGUCUUGGAAGCAGACUGGGACACUGCGAAUCGCAGUAACAUCGUCUUGAGCACGAAUGAUGGCGACUUCUCUCCUGCACUGUUGCUGUCCUAUGCCUUUGCAGUAUCAAUCUCUCCGGUGGCCGUGGCUCCGAAUUCGGAGGUUGUCCUGAGUGUCAGCAUCGACCCCAGCGAUGCGCAGAUCACGCAUGUAGAUCUGUUGGCACCACGUGGAGUCAUAUUCCCGACGAAUUGUUUGGCAGCAUCCAGUCGCAGCGUCCUCAGCUGCUCUGCAGCGCAGUACGAUGCCGAAAGAAUGCAGCUGACGCUGACGAUGACGGUAGCAGCCACUAUCGAACGAUCUGUCACGGAUAUUUCCAUCAAGGCGCAGAACCCUGCAAGCACCGAUCCCGACGAAUGGAACCGGUGGCUUGCAAUCGGGCGUUCUGGAGAAGUGGAGGUGGGCUGGGCAGAGAGCGAUUCAGACUACGGAGUCGCCUCGAUGGUCGCAUCAUUGGAGUACCCGUCGGAGUCUGGAAAUCUAACAGUCCUGCUCGCUGUGGAGGUCUCCUCACGCGCCGUUGCAGAUCUUCAAGCGUCUGGUGCUGGGGCGUUGCUUGAAUUGCGGUACCGCGGAAACUCCGGGGCCACUACUUCCAGUUCCAUGGGGGCCGAAGCUGGCUCCAACCAAACUCCGUCGGACAUGGCAGAAGAAGUACAGUUUCGUUGUGAUCUGGGUGAUCCACCAGAGGAUGGUGGCUGGAGACAGGAAGGCGUGUUUUGGUAUCGGGUGGGUGGCUGGAGUCCAGUCGAGCUCCCACCUGCGGCAGCUGUUACCAUGCAGCCUUGCAGCGCGCCGGGAUCAUCAAGAGUCGUGUUUGAGAUUGCGGACCUGACACCUGGCGUCCUCUCGAUGACCAUCGAGGCCGUCCUGUCCCUUUCCGAUAGCGCCAGCUUGGACAGCAAUGCAGUCGCCCGCUGGGACGUGACCUUGUCGGCUUCUGGGGGAAGCAUCGUUGACAUGUACCCUGGCCUCGAGGCAGAGGGCUGGUGGGGCAGAGCCUGGGCCCUCCGGCCCUUGCUCCUCUCCUGGGAGGGUACGAGUUCUCCAGGUGCCCAGGUCCCUGUACACGUCUUGUUUCGAAAGCAAGAUGGAGAUGCUCCGCAGAUGAUCUGUCUUGGUUCUCCGUCCAAGUUUGGAGGAGGAGCAGACUCGGAUGCGGGCUUCACCAUGUCGACGCUAAGUGGAGGCACGAUGACUGAAAGUUUGGGGCUCUUGCCCGAUGGUUGGGCAUGGAUUACGGAAGCGGAGGUGACGAUGGCCAGCAUUUGCCUGGUGACAGACGCAGCAAACAUCACAAACUCACCUGCUGGAACUCGCUUUUCGUUUACUGUCUUGGUGUCCUUGCCAGACGAAAGCAAGAACUGGCCUGUUGACAAGCUUUGGCAUCUGCACUUCUGUCGUCCGACGUGCGGCAACUCCUCCAGUGGUCAGGCGGACACCUUUUUCAUGUCAGGCUUCUUGCAGGGCGAGACGUAUCCGGGCUGGGAGCCUGUGCAGACCAACGGCAAGAUUGAAGGCCGAAGUGCAGGGUUGGCAGCGCUGCUGACUCUAGUUCUUCACUAUGUCUCUGUACAAACUUAG